Molecule: messenger RNA, 453 nt
Organism: Haemonchus placei
Lineage: Eukaryota; Metazoa; Nematoda; Chromadorea; Rhabditida; Trichostrongylidae
Source: the annotation of a GenBank genome assembly
AUGAGCACAAACAGAUUCGUCACAACCAAGAUGUUCUUUGUAAUUCCAGUGCUGUGCCUAAGCUUGGCGACUUUGGGAACCCAAGGUUCUGAACUGCCUUCAGAUUUGAAAGCUACUUUCGAGGAGAUCAACAAGAAACACAACACACAUCUAGAAUGGAAUGAUGCUCUCGCGACCAAGGCACUCGACGAAGCCAACAGGCCACAUAGCGUGGCAGCUUAUCUGAAGAUCAGGGGUGAUAAACAUUUUUCAAAGAAGGAUGACAGAAAUCUAGCACACAAAGUACGUGAGGCUCUCAAGAACCCCUUCGACAGGAUGGGGAAACGAGUCCACCAUCUUCCCGAAGGAACAAUUUAUGGAUGUAACGGCAACUUGGACACAAAUGGAGCCGAUCACAUUUUGUCUGUCGCCUGUGUUUACAACAACCCGAAAAUGAGAACACUGCGUGUCUGA